UGCUUUCCCGUCUUUACCCAGUCCCUUGCUCUUCUUUGUCCGCCGUCCUCCUCCCGUUAGAACAAUCUCCCGCCACCAGCCCACCACCUUUCCUCCAUUAAAGCGGUGCCAUAACCACCACCUCCGUGCACGGUUUCCACCUCCGUCGCCCUACCUCCAUACACACCGCCUCCGUCCACCACAUCUGCGGCCUCCACCUCCGCCUCCUCCAUUGGAGCAACCUCUCAGGACUAAGGUAAUUCUCAUUUACGUGAAAACAAGUAUAACCCUCCACUCCUUCAACAUCUGCGCACUUCUCAUCUGCCGCACAAUCAUCCAGUCUUUCACCUGCCCUAAUCUCACAUCAUCCAGAAAAUUGUUGCUAGUAUAGAGAAAGAUGGAAAAUGCAGAGGAUGAAUGUCAUGUUGCAGGUGGACCCCAAGAGAAACAUGAAGAUGAGGAAACCAUUACCCGCCUUGAGGAAUUCAAGAAAUCUAUCGAGGCAAAGACGGCUCUCCGCCACAACAAUUUCCACCCUGAAAGGCCAGACUCAGGUUUCCUCAGGACACUGGAUUCCAGCAUUAAACGUAAUACUGCAGUCAUUAAGAAACUUAAACUGAUUAAUGAAGAGCUGAAAGAAGGUUUAAUGGAUGAACUGCGAAGUGUCAACUUAAGUAAAUUUGUUAGUGAAGCAGUUUCUGCUAUUUGUGAUGCCAAACUUCGAUCAGUUGACAUACAAGCUACUGUUCAGAUCUGCUCUUUGUUACAUCAGCGGUACACAGAUUUCUCACCAAGCCUAGUUCAAGGCCUCAUGAAAGUGUUCUUUCCUGGGAAAUCUGCCGAUGACUUAGAACUGGACAGGAAUGCAAGGGCUAUAAAGAAGCGCAGCACAUUGAAACUUCUCUUGGAACUUUACUUUGUCGGAGUUAUAGAAGAUUGUAGCAUAUUUGUGAACAUUAUUAAGGAUCUAACUAGCAUAGAGCACCUGAAGGACCGUGAUGCUACACAGACAAAUUUGUCCCUUCUUACAAGUUUUGCUCGGCAAGGGAGAUAUCUUCUUGGUCUUCAACUGACAGAUCAAGAUAUUUUUGAAGAGUUUUUCAAAGGCCUCAGUGUCACAACAGAGUUGAAAAGGAUCUUCAGAAAGGCAUUUCAAACAUAUUAUGAUGCAGCUGUUGAACUUCUUCGGUCAGAGCAUGCUUUGCUUCGUCAAAUGGAGCAUGAAAAUGCAAAAAUUUUGGCUGCUAAAGGUGAACUCAACGAGGAAAGUGCAUCCUCAUAUGAAAAGCUGCGGAAAGCUUAUGACCAGCUGUACCGUGGUGUCUCAGCUUUAUCAGAAUCACUGGACAUGCAACCUCCUGUGAUGCCCGAGGAUGGUCAUACAACCAGGGUAACAUCAGUGGAAGACAUAUCAUCUCCAGGUGGUGGUGUUAAAGAUUCUUCCAUUGAAGCCCUGUGGGACGAUGAGGAUACAAGGGCUUUCUACGAGUGUCUCCCAGAUCUCAGGGCAUUUGUCCCUGCUGUCUUAUUGGGAGAAACUGAAUCAAAAUUGAGUGAGCAAGCUCCAAAGGCUCAAGAACAACUCACUGAUUUGACAUCAGAUUCAGAUCAAGGUCAGAGCCAGAUAUCUACAAAAAACAGUGCAGAGUGUUCUCAAGAUUCUGGAGUGAUUGCAGAGGAUAAGAGUGAUAUAAUUAAGGAUAAAGAUGAAAAAGAUAAAGAAAAGAACAAGGAAGCAGACAAAGAUAAAGGGAAAGAAAAGGAGUCAGAAAGAAAAGUAGAUAGUGAAAAGGAUAAAGUUAAAGGUCUUGAAGGGGCCAAUUUAGAAGGUUUAUUCCAGAGGCUUCCGGGUUGUGUGAGCCGUGAUUUGAUAGACCAGCUAACUGUUGAAUUUUGCUACCUGAAUUCUAAAUCUAACAGAAAGAAGCUUGUGAGGGCUCUGUACAAUGUUCCGAGAACUUCUCUCGAGUUGUUGCCAUACUAUUCUCGUAUGGUUGCUACUCUGUCAACUUGCAUGAAGGAUGUGCCUUCGAUGCUUUUACAGUUGUUAGAGGAAGAGUUCAACAGUUUGAUAAAUAAGAAGGAUCAAAUAAACAUUGAAAGCAAAAUAAGGAACAUUCGUUUUAUUGGAGAACUCUGCAAGUUCAAAAUUGCAGCUUCUGGUCUCGUUUUCAGUUGUCUAAAGACUUGUUUGGAUGAUUUCACACAUCACAAUAUCGACAUUGCUUGCAAUCUUCUGGAAACAUGUGGUCGUUUUCUCUACCGUUCCCCUGAGACCACAAUCCGCAUGGCUAACAUGCUCGAUAUACUGAUGCGCUUGAAGAACGUUAAAAAUUUGGAUCCUCGGCACAUCACUUUAGUGGAGAAUGCAUAUUACUUGUGCAAGCCUCCUGAAAGGUCUGCACGAGUAUCUAAGGUUCGCCCUCCUUUGCAUCAGUAUAUAAGAAAACUCCUUUUCUCGGAUCUAGAUAAAACUUCCAUAGAGCAUGUACUAAGACAACUUCGGAAACUUCCGUGGAGUGAAUGUGAGUCGUACCUUUUGAAGUGCUUUCUGAAGGUGCAUAGGGGAAAGUAUGGUCAGAUUCACCUGAUUGCUUCUCUUACUGCUGGUUUGAGCCGGUAUCAUGACGAUUUUGCUGUUGCGGUUGUUGAUGAGGUGUUAGAGGAGAUCAGAGUGGGGUUAGAGUUGAAUGACUAUGGGAUGCAACAAAGGCGCAUUGCUCACAUGCGGUUUUUAGGAGAACUGUAUAACUAUGAAAUUAUAGACUCUUCGGUCAUUUUUGAUACACUCUAUCUGAUUCUAGUUUUUGGCCAUGGAACAGCAGAGCAAGACAAACUGGAUCCGGUGGAGGAUUGUUUCCGUAUCAGAAUGGUCAUUACUCUUCUUGAAACCUGCGGACACUACUUUGAUCGAGGUUCUUCAAAGAGGAAACUCGAUCGGUUCCUCAUUCAUUUCCAAAGAUACAUAUUGAGCAAAGGAAUGCUGCCCCUGGAUAUCGAGUUUGAUUUGCAGGACUUGUUUGCUGAAUUGCGCCCCAAAAUGAUUCGAUAUGCCUCGAUUGAUGAAGUCAAUGCGGCAAUCCUUGAACUCGAUGAACAUGAACAAGCGGUUUCAACUGAAAAGGCCAAUGCUGAAAAGCAUCUUGAUACAAAACUUGAAAACCCAGUCAAUGGAGGACAAAACCUUGCAAAUAAAAUUAUUGAAGAAAAUGGUGAACCACAUGAGGAUAUUAUUCCGGGAGAUAGUGAAAGUGAUUCAGACAGUGAGCAUCGGGGGCGUGAUGAUGAUGAAUUUGACGAAGAGAAUCAUGAUGAUGUGUCGGAGACCGAUGACGAGUAUAAUGAUGUGGGCAGGCCACCGGCUUCAGAUGAAGAAGAUGAGGUACAUGUUAGGUCAUCAAAGGUUGCUGAAGUGGAUCCCCAGGAGGAGGCUGACUUCGAACGUGAGCUCAGGGCUUUACUGCAGGAGAGUUUGGAUUCACGAAAACUGGAGCUGCGUGCAAGACCGACAAUCAACAUGGUAAUACCGAUGAAUGCAUUCGAGGGGCCCACAGCCAAGGAUGAAGAAGAUGAGACAUUGGUGGACGAGGAAGCUGGAGCAGGAAAAGAGGUCAGGGUUAAGGUCCUUGUGAAACGGGGAAACAAACAACAGACAAAACAGAUGUACAUCCCCCGUGAUUGCUCCAUCAUACAGAGCUCGAAGCAGAAAGAAGCAGCCGAGCUUGAAGAGAAACAAGACAUCAAGAGGCUGGUCUUGGAAUAUAAUGACAGAGAGGAAGAGGAGCUUGUUAGUGGGGUCCAUGGGAACCAACAUCAGAGCUGGUCUCAAAGCGGCGGUGGCAGUGGUAGAGGCUCAAGUCGUGGCAAUGCAUGGAAUGGUGGGCCACGUCAUCGCUAUCUGCAACACUCUGGGGGUGGGUUGUAUUAUGGUAGAAGAAGAUGAAAUUGUUAACUUUGCCCUCAAUAUUAUUAAUAUUUGCAGACAAAUCAUUUUGUUUGCUAAACUAGUAAAGUAGCUGGAAAUGUGUAUCAGAGUUGUAAAUAAUAGAGUAUCAACCAUCAAGUACGGAGUAUUUCUUAAGCAAGAAAAAAAUUAAAAAAUAGCUUCAUUAGAACAAGUUCCAAAUGGUCUCAUGGAAUGGAAACUAGACUGGAACUCUGGAACCGGAAGGGUUUUUGAUUCGCCAUUUCGCACCAAUCAAACUAGACACCGUAUAAGGUGUCUGCCGCGACCGUGCUGGAUUAGGUCACUGGCGAUGGCUGUUUUAGAUGUGGUGUUUGAUGAUGGCAAUUUCAGAUGCGGUGGCAGCAGAGGAUGUAAAGACCAUGAAAGACUUAGCGGCACCAGAGGGUGACAAUGAUGAAGAUGAUGGCAGUGGUGGAGAACACGGCAGCGUCGGAUGAGGACUCGUCUGAGAGUGCUGGUGUCGCUGGAGAUGGCGGUGAUAGCGUUAGAGUGGAUGCCAUUGUGCACCAGAUUUGGUGGCAUCAUACGAUUCAUACUAUCGCCGAAUAUUAGUUUUCAUUAUUAAGUUUGUUUUAGUAUUUUGUUUUAUAAUUUUAAUUAUCAAUAAGGAAAUCAGUUUUUUCUUCAAGGGUUUUCUUGUUAACUCGGGUUUUCUUACUUCUAUGAAAGAUUGAAGUCCUUUUAUAUUAUUAUUCGAAUGAUUCACGUUCAAUGUGAAAUUCUAUCUUUGUUAACCAAUAAUCCAAGUAUUGAAUAUU
Cuscuta epithymum is the source of this 4704-nucleotide messenger RNA. The record is from the annotation of a GenBank genome assembly. Lineage: Eukaryota; Viridiplantae; Streptophyta; Magnoliopsida; Solanales; Convolvulaceae.